AUGGACCUCCGUGUGAUUGACCUCACACCCGCAAGUGAAUCACAGCUGCAGCGCACCCUCGAUGAGGUCAAGGACUUUGCUACGACGGAUAUGGACCGCGGCGGUCCCGAGCGCUGGACAUAUCGCAUGCUUCCUGAGCCCGCGGUAGCUGAGGAGUUGAGGAGACUCGCGUGUCCACAGACGGUGGCUAGUGUCGACGCCGUGUCGUUGCAGCCGUGUAGGACGUGGCAUUAUCGCAGCCAGGACCGACAUAAGGUUGAGCAGUGGACACUCCCCUGCGGCACUUGGACAUACACAGCUGUGUUUGAUGGUCAUAUGAACCACCAUACUGUCGACCACAUAUCAGCUGCGCUCGGGCCUUACUUGAAGGAUUCUUUAGCCGCUGCGUUACGUUCACGGCCUCCCGACCCCAAGAUCCCCGCCAUCGUCUCUAGCGUCCUGGAACGUUCCCUGGAACACCUCGACGGCACGCUUGUAUCCGAUUUUCUCUCUGUCUUCCCGUCCACCAAAGCGGAAGAGCUGCGCGGUCUCCACCCGUCGCGGGUGAAGCAGCUUCUGAGCGACUGCCCUCCCGGAGAGAAGGGUCUAUCGGGGUAUAUCAGAGCCGCACGAGCGUUCGGCGGAACCACCGCGCUUGUCACGCUCGUAGAUCCCACAAAAAGCCAUUUAUGGGUCGCCAACGUAGGCGACUGCGUCGCGGUUCUUGGACAAAAGGAUGCCGCCGGCAACUGGCGCGGCACCGUCGUCAACUCUAUUCACAACGGGGGUAACCCCGGCGAAUUGGAGCGCAUACGGUCAGAACAUCCAGAAGAGGCGGACUGCACGUGGAACAACCGAGUUCUGGGCUUCCUCGCGCCGACGAGAGCCAUCGGCGACGCGUGGCUGAAGCUGCCCGCCGUGUACGCGGAGCUCGUGCUCAAGCACCUCGACGCGGACUGGUUCUCGCCCGAGGUCAUGGAGCCGCACGUUCCGCGCAUCCGCACGCCCCCGUAUCUCUCGAACACGCCCGACGUGUACCACAUCCCGCUCCGGGACAAGGACGGGGGUGCCCAGGUGAGGGGUAACGCCGCGCCUCAGAGGAUACUGAUCCUCUGCUCCGACGGGCUCUCCGACUUAUAUGACGGCUACACUUUCCAAGACAUGGCCACGGAGUGGGUGCAGGUCGUCGGCCAGGAGCUGGACUCAGCGGCCGCACCUGGCGCUGCCCGCGCGCACACAAACCUGGCAUUGGCGCUUCUCAGGGAAGCCAUAGGUGGUAAUGAUGCACAGCUUGUUUCGCGGAACCUGACGGUCGAGAUGGAAGAGCGGUGGAUGGACGAUACCACGAUAGUUGUGCAACGUCUCCCUUGA
Trametes versicolor FP-101664 SS1 is the source of this 1350-nucleotide messenger RNA. Its product is annotated as protein serine/threonine phosphatase 2C. The coding region runs from base 1 to 1350 and encodes 449 amino acids. The transcript has 4 exons. Gene Ontology annotation, molecular function: protein serine/threonine phosphatase activity. NCBI's taxonomy places the organism in Eukaryota, Fungi, Basidiomycota, Agaricomycetes, Polyporales, Polyporaceae. Gene Ontology annotation, biological process: protein dephosphorylation. The record is from RefSeq and is a predicted model, not a curated record.